Colletotrichum phormii is the source of this 3576-nucleotide messenger RNA. RefSeq names its product pyruvate carboxylase. The transcript has 11 exons. Gene Ontology annotation, cellular component: cytoplasm. The record is from RefSeq and is a predicted model, not a curated record. Bases 1 to 3576 code for a protein of 1191 amino acids. Gene Ontology annotation, biological process: gluconeogenesis; pyruvate metabolic process. Gene Ontology annotation, molecular function: pyruvate carboxylase activity; ATP binding; metal ion binding. Lineage: Eukaryota; Fungi; Ascomycota; Sordariomycetes; Glomerellales; Glomerellaceae.
AUGGCCCAAACACAGGUUACCUUCAACGAUGUCUUUGAGGACGGCGACGUUGAGGAGGUCCAGAAGGACCCCCAGACCAUCCACCACAUCCGCGCCAACUCAAGCAUCAUGCACUUGAAGAAGAUCUUGGUGGCCAACCGUGGCGAAAUUCCCAUUCGUAUCUUCAGAACAGCCCACGAGCUUUCGCUGCACACCAUCGCAGUCUUCAGUUAUGAGGACCGUCUCUCUAUGCACAGACAGAAGGCCGAUGAAGCAUACGUCAUUGGCAAGCGCGGCCAGUACACCCCGGUCGGUGCUUAUCUCGCUGGAGACGAGAUUAUCAAGAUUGCCGUCGAGCACGGCGCGCAAAUGAUCCAUCCUGGUUAUGGUUUCCUCUCAGAAAACGCCGAGUUCGCUCGCAACGUCGAGAAGGCCGGUCUGAUCUUCGUUGGUCCCUCCGCCGAUGUCAUUGACUCGCUCGGCGACAAGGUGUCUGCCCGAACCCUCGCUAUCGCUGCCGGUGUCCCCGUCGUUCCCGGUACCGAAGGCGCCGUUGCCACCUUUGAGGAGGUCAAGAGCUUCACCGAUGAAUAUGGUUUCCCCAUUAUCAUCAAGGCUGCAUAUGGCGGUGGUGGUCGUGGUAUGCGUGUCGUCCGCGACCAGGAGACCUUGAAGGAGAACUUCGAGAGAGCCACCUCCGAGGCCAAGUCCGCCUUCGGCAACGGCACCGUCUUUGUCGAGAGAUUCUUGGACAAGCCCAAGCACAUUGAGGUCCAGCUUCUUGGUGACAACCACGGCAACAUUGUCCACCUGUACGAGCGUGACUGCUCCGUCCAGCGUCGUCACCAGAAGGUCGUCGAGAUCGCUCCCGCCAAGGACCUUCCUUCCGACGUCCGCGACGCUAUUCUCAACGACGCCGUCAAGCUGGCCAAGUCGGUCAACUACCGCAACGCCGGUACCGCCGAGUUCUUGGUCGACCAGCAGAACAGAUACUACUUCAUCGAGAUCAACCCCCGUAUCCAGGUCGAGCACACCAUUACGGAAGAGAUCACGGGUAUCGACAUCGUUGCCGCUCAGAUCCAGAUCGCCGCUGGUGCCACCUUGCAGCAGCUUGGCCUGACCCAGGAUCGCAUCUCCACCAGAGGUUUCGCCAUUCAGUGCAGAAUUACCACCGAGGACCCGGCCAAGGGAUUCUCGCCCGAUACCGGCAAGAUCGAAGUCUACCGAUCUGCUGGUGGUAACGGUGUCCGUCUUGACGGUGGCAACGGUUUCGCCGGUGCCGUCAUUACCCCUUACUACGACUCCAUGUUGGUCAAGUGCACCUGCCACGGUUCUACCUACGAGAUUGCUAGGAGAAAGGUCCUCCGUGCCCUUGUCGAAUUCCGUAUUCGCGGCGUCAAGACCAACAUUCCUUUCCUCGCUUCCCUUCUUACCCACCCGACCUUCAUUGACGGCAACUGCUGGACCACCUUCAUCGACGACACUCCUCAGCUCUUCGACCUCAUUGGCAGCCAGAACCGUGCCCAGAAGCUUCUUGCCUACCUCGGUGACGUCGCCGUCAACGGCAGCAGCAUUAAGGGCCAGAUUGGCGACCCCAAGUUCAAGGGAGACAUCAUCCUCCCCGAGCUCCUCAACGACGAUGGUUCCAAGGUCGAUGUUUUUGCCACCUGCAAGAAGGGUUGGAGAGAGAUCAUCACCGAGCAGGGCCCCAAGGCCUUCGCCAAGGCUGUCCGCGAGUACAAGGGAACUUUGCUCAUGGAUACCACAUGGCGUGAUGCCCAUCAGUCUCUGUUGGCCACCCGUGUCCGUACUGUCGACUUGCUCAACAUUGCCAAGGAGACUAGCCACGGUCUGAGCAACCUGUUCGCUCUGGAGUGCUGGGGAGGUGCGACCUUUGAUGUUGCCUACCGCUUCCUCUACGAGGACCCCUGGGACCGUCUUCGCCGCAUGAGGAAGGCAGUGCCCAACAUCCCCUUCCAGAUGCUGCUCCGUGGCGCCAACGGUGUUGCUUACUCAUCGCUUCCCGAUAACGCUAUCGACCACUUCGUCGAGCAGGCCAAGAAGAACGGUGUCGAUAUCUUCCGUGUAUUUGAUGCCUUGAACGACAUUGACCAACUCGAGGUCGGUAUCAAGGCCGUCCAAAAGGCCGGUGGUGUCGUUGAGGGAACUUGUUGUAUCUCAGGAGACAUGCUAAACCCCAAGAAGAAGUACAACCUCGAGUACUACCUCGACCUUGUCGACAAGCUCGUUGCUCUUGACAUCCACAUCCUCGGUCUCAAGGACAUGGCUGGUGUCUUGAAGCCGCACGCGGCGACCAAGCUCGUUGGUGCUAUCCGUGCCAAGUACCCCGACCUCCCCAUCCACGUCCACACCCACGACUCUGCCGGUACUGGUGUUGCGUCCAUGGUCGCCUGCGCCAAGGCUGGUGCCGAUGCUGUCGACGCUGCCACUGACAGCUUGUCCGGCAUGACCUCUCAGCCGAGUAUCAACGCUAUCAUUGCCUCCCUUGAGGGCAGUGAGCACGACACCGGCCUGAACCCGGCUCACGUCCGCGCUCUGGACUUCUACUGGUCCCAGUUGCGUCUCCUCUACUCUCCCUUCGAGGCCCACCUCAGCGGACCCGAUCCUGAGGUGUACGAGCACGAGAUUCCCGGUGGUCAGCUCACCAACAUGAUGUUCCAGGCCUCCCAGCUUGGUCUCGGUACCCAGUGGGCCGAGACCAAGAAGGCCUACGAGCACGCCAACGACCUUCUUGGCGACAUUGUCAAGGUCACUCCUACCUCCAAGGUUGUUGGUGACCUUGCCCAGUUCAUGGUCUCCAACAAGCUGUCCCCCGAGGACGUCAAGGCUCGCGCUGGUGAGCUCGACUUCCCUGGCUCCGUUCUCGAGUUCCUCGAGGGUCUGAUGGGUCAGCCGUACGGCGGAUUCCCCGAGCCUCUGCGUUCCGACGCCCUUCGCGGCCGCAGAAAGCUGGACAAGCGCCCCGGUCUGUUCCUCGAGCCUGUCGACUUCGUCAAGGUCAAGCGUGAUCUGCACAAGAAGUUCGGCGGUCCCAUCACGGAGUGCGAUAUCGCCGCGUACGUCAUGUACCCCAAGGUCUUUGAGGACUACAAGAAGUUCAUCCAGAAGUACGGCGAUCUCUCCGUCCUACCGACAAAGUACUUCCUAUCUCGUCCCGAGAUUGGCGAGGAGUUCCACGUCGAGCUCGAGAAGGGCAAGGUUCUUAUCCUCAAGCUCUUGGCCAUUGGUCCUCUGAGCGAGAACACUGGCCAGCGUGAGGUGUUCUACGAGAUGAACGGUGAGGUCAGACAAGUCACGGUCGACGACAACAAGGCCUCUGUCGAGAACGUCAGCCGUCCCAAGGCCGAUGCCUCCGACUCUAGCCAAGUCGGCGCUCCCAUGGCCGGUGUGCUCGUUGAGCUCCGUGUCAAGGAGGGCUCUGAUGUCAAGAAGGGCGACCCCAUUGCUGUUCUCAGCGCCAUGAAGAUGGAAAUGGUCAUCUCCGCCCCCCACAACGGAAAGGUGUCGACCCUCCAGGUCAAGGAGGGCGACUCAGUCGACGGCUCCGACUUGGUGUGCAGAAUUGUCAAGGCUUGA